UUUCUCUCCCACUUUCUUCCUCAUUUUUUCUGAAAAGAGGAACUUUGAAGAGAAGGAACACAAAAGAAAAUUAAAGCCAUACAAAUAGAAUAGAGCUCUAAGAAUCACCCAUUUUUCUCCACUUUCUAAAUUCCAUUUUCGCAGAGGAAACCCAUAUUCUUCUCACGCGGUGUGUGGCCAACGUAUCCUAUGGAAUUUCAGAUUCACUGAAAGUGCAUUUGGUUCUCAUCAAUCUCCCUGAAGAAAUGGAGAAAAAAAUUGUUGACUACAUAUUGGUAUCAUCUGGUUUCGUGGUGAUGGUGGGGUAUCACACGUGGCUUCUCCAUCGGAUCAUCACACAUCCCAACAAGACUGUAAUUGGCAUCAACGCCAUCAAUCGUCGCUUGUGGGUUCGUGCUAUGAUGGAGGACGCGUCGAAGAAUGGCGUGCUCGCGGUCCAAACACUGAGGAACAACAUAAUGGCGUCGACUCUUUUGGCAUCAACGGCUAUAAUGCUCUGCUCUCUCAUCGCCGUCCUAAUGACGAGCGGCGGCGGCCGCAAUGAUCAAUCCCCAAUGGUCGUAUUUGCCAACAAAAGCCAGUUUGAUUUCUCCAUUAAGUUCUUUGCCAUUUUGGUCUGUUUUUUGGUGGCGUUUUUGUUCAAUGUUCAGUCCAUCAGGUACUACAGCCAUGCAAGCAUUCUCAUAAAUACACCCUUCAGAAAGAUUUCUUCUGAUCAUCACCACCAGCGCCUAAGCGCUGAGUACGUCGCCACCACUGUGAACAGAGGCAGCUAUUUCUGGUCAUUGGGAUUGCGAGCCUUCUACUUCUCAUUUCCUUUGUUUUUGUGGAUCUUUGGACCAGUUCCUAUGUUUUCAUCGUCAUUUCUACUUGUUUUUAUGCUUUACUUUCUUGAUGUCGCUUUUGAAUUUUGCGGGGUGGACGGGAAUUUGGAUUACCUUCCCCCGAGGGACGAGGAAGAGGAGAUCGGGAAAUGAUUUUUUUGAUAGGGAGAAUUCUAGAGUUCAUUCUCCACAGGGACGGUCUAGUGAACUGACGAGUGAAAUAAUAAUGGUUAUUGGAUUCCGUGGGUAAAAAAAAUGUUCACUUCUUAAAAUAUCCCAUGUACGUAAGUGAAAUGGGGGAAUCUUGGAUUCUAUGGGUAAGAAAAAUAUUUACUUCUUAAAAUA
Momordica charantia (bitter melon) is the source of this 1169-nucleotide messenger RNA. Its product is annotated as TRP-like ion channel protein (Protein of unknown function, DUF599). NCBI's taxonomy places the organism in Eukaryota, Viridiplantae, Streptophyta, Magnoliopsida, Cucurbitales, Cucurbitaceae. The record is from RefSeq and is a predicted model, not a curated record.